AAGAGAUCGGCUUAGAUGCACCGAACGAGCGCAACAAAUGGCCCCGCGCUCCUCACCUAACCUAGUAUACUAUUUAUGCGCUACUAGAAUCGUUCAACUCGCAAGUACACUAGAAUUGACGUAGAGGAUAAAUAUAUUAGAACAUUAUAUUUACAAUGUCAUUCCCCAAAGUUCCUCCUAGCGGCAUCUGGGCGCCGGCCGUGACUUUCUUCGACCCCGAAACUGAUAAUCUAGACACGGAGUCUCAAGCAACAUACUAUUCAUACCUUUCCAAGACCGGCCUCGCUGGUCUAGUUAUCCUAGGAACCAAUGCCGAGACUUUCCUCCUCACCCGUGAGGAACGAAAGACGCUACUCCAAACGGCCCGUAAAGCAUGUGGGCCAUCGUACCCCAUCAUGGCGGGUUGCGGUGGACAUUCCACGCGCCAAGUGUUAGAAUUCAUCACCGACGCGGCAGAAGCCGGGGCCAACUACGUACUUGUCUUACCCCCGGCAUACUUCGGCAAGGCGACUACUCCGGCCGUAAUCGAUAAUUUCUACGCCGAAAUCGCUACCAAGAGCCCUCUCCCCGUAGUGGUGUAUAACUUCCCGGGAGUCUGCAACGGCGUAGAUUUAGACUCGGCUACUAUCGCGAAGCUAGCGAACACACACAGCAACAUCGUCGGCGUGAAGCUGACCUGCGGCUCCGUGGCCAAGAUCACACGUCUCGCUGCCGAAUUACCGUCGGAACGUUUUGCAACUUUCGGAGGACAGUCGGAUUUCCUAAUCGGUGGUCUUAGCGUCGGCUCCGCGGGAUGCAUCGCCGCGUUCGGCAACGUCUUCCCGAAAGCCAUUGUGCAGAUCUACAAGCUGUUCAAGGAAGGGAAGCAUCAGGAGGCGCUAGCCUUACAUCAGAAGGCAGCGUUGGCAGAGCAGCCCUGCAAGGCUGGCAUUGCUGCGACGAAAUAUGCCGCGGCGAUUCAUACGGCAAAAGCGGCAGGUAUCGAGGGCGCAGUGGAGAAGUUAAAGCCGAGACGGCCUUAUAUAGAACCCACUGAUGCGGCCAAGAAGAAUAUCGAAGCUCAGAUGGCUGAGCUAGCUGCGAUAGAAUGCACACUAUAGCAUUAACUAGGGUGGAGUAGCGCACCUUGUUCUCUACGUAAAAAUAGAAGUUACAAGUGCCCGACAUAUCAACACAAGAAAUAACAGAAAGAUCAAAACUACUAGCUGUGUGUGAAAAUCUCCGCUAAUGAUCAUUGCUUCUCGGCCUCAUUUAUUAUAUCUCUCACUCACUCCUACUCGGUCUCACUUCAUAGUGUAGAAGAACCGAUGUUCGGAUAUUCGUUUACCAACUCUAUGAUAGGCAUGAAACACUUAUUCUGCGCCCAUUCCGGAGUAACAUUAUCAUCAUGAUGCUCAGCCC
Daldinia loculata is the source of this 1401-nucleotide messenger RNA. RefSeq names its product aldolase. Gene Ontology annotation, molecular function: 4-hydroxy-tetrahydrodipicolinate synthase activity. NCBI's taxonomy places the organism in Eukaryota, Fungi, Ascomycota, Sordariomycetes, Xylariales, Hypoxylaceae. The transcript has a single exon. Bases 156 to 1100 code for a protein of 314 amino acids. The record is from RefSeq and is a predicted model, not a curated record.